AUGGCUCUCGGACAUUCAGAACCGCAGUAUGAAUUGUUAAACGGAAAAAAGAAAUAUGUUCAGCCAAUCAUACAUUCCAUGGUAUUAAUUGGAUUAGCUGUUCUUGUGGUAUUUGUAGUACUUCUGAUGUUUUAUGUAUCUUACAUGAAAUUUGAAGACACCAAUGAUCAAAAUACACCUAUGGACUUUGUGCUUUUUGGUCCCCAGAAAUAUACAAAUUCGGAUAUUGCUGUUUACCGUGCUCAUACAUUCGCUAUUGCUGCAAAAUCAAAUUAUAAAACAUACUGGACUGCUAAGGAUAAAAUUAUUCCCGACAAACGAAUUGAUAAAAAAUAUAAUUUAGCCUGUUAUUAUUCUAUACCAACUGAUGAUACAAAUAAAACUCUUCAUCCUGCUCAAAUUAACGCUACUUUAUGUACUCAUUUAAUUGUAGCGUUUGCACAAGUUCAAAAUAACAGUGUUUACUUCAAGAGCUCAUUUGAUAUGCAGAUUUUAAGACAAGUAGUGAAGUUACGUAAAAAAAACCCAGAAUUAAAAGUAUUACUAUCUAUAAUGCAUUUCUCAAAUGGUUCACAUUCAAAUGAAGGUUUUCCCGGCGUUGUUGCAAAUAAAGAUAACUUAGACAAAUUUGUCAAUAAUGUAGUAUCAGUUGUCAGAGAAUUUUACUUGGAUGGUAUUGAUAUAGACUGGGAAUUUCCAUCAUGGCCUUUAUUAAAUUUAGAAGAAAAAUAUGGAUUUGCUAAAUUACUAGAAACCUUGCGUAACAGUCUACCUGACUCUCUAUUAACUGCAGCUGUUGCUGCUCCAUUAAAUAUAAUUGAUAAUUCUUAUGAAAUUUAUUCUUUAGCAAGUUUUGUUGACUUUAUAAAUGUUAUGACAUAUGAUUAUCAUUCAUACCAAUGGUAUUUCCCAUUAACUGGGCCAAAUUCACCUUUGUUUUCUUCACGGAAUGAAUCUGGAUACUUCCAGGAUUUAAAUAUUAAUUCUUCUAUACAAUAUUGGAUCUCAAAAGGUAUGCCUAAAGAAAAGAUUUUGCUUGGCAUGCCUACAUAUGGACAUUCUUUUAAAUUAAUAAAUGAAGCCAAUAAUGGUUUUGGGUCUCCAACUUCUGGUCCUGGUAUCGGCAAGGACGGUUUUGUAACUUUUUCAGAAACUUGCGAAUUUCAAUCACAUCAAAAUGCUUCCACUGUUUUUGACCAUGACACCCGUACGCCAUAUUCAUAUCAUAAAAAUGACUGGAUAUCUUUUGAUAAUGAAAAUAGUUUAGCCUACAAAGCAGAAUUUGCUGCAUCUUUAGGUUUAGGAGGCGCCAUGGUAUUUUCUUUAAACACUGAUGAUUAUAGUGGUUCAAGUUUAUGUUCGUCAUCAGUAUUUCCAUUAACUUCUAGAAUAAAAAUAGUAUUAAAUGAUGACUACUUAUAA
Molecule: messenger RNA, 1422 nt
Organism: Macrosiphum euphorbiae (potato aphid)
Lineage: Eukaryota; Metazoa; Arthropoda; Insecta; Hemiptera; Aphididae
Source: the annotation of a GenBank genome assembly